AUGAAUGGUGCGGUCAUCGAAAAUCUCAGUAAUCGAAAAUUAUUUGGGAUUUUUGUAGUGUUAUUAUGCGUUCAAAUUUUAUUUUUUCUAAUUGGAGCAAUUUAUGGUAAAUAUUUUUGAAUUUCAUUUUUUGAAUUGAUUUUUUCAAUAAAACUUAUUUCAGCUCCAUCUCCAUCCACUUUUAUGGAAUUUGAAAUGAUAAAAUGUCACGAUUCUUCAAAAGGAAUCACUAAUGAAUGGUUUCAUAGAGAGAACUGUCAACUAAUCGACGAUUUAUCGCAAUUCACUCCAUCUUCAUUCGAUAUGAGAGAAAUCGUAUUUGUUGCAAAAAUGCCGCAUGCUCGAGAUGGAAUUGAACUCGAAUAUUCACCUUGGUUCCAAUUUUUAUUAGGUGUUUUACACGUUGAUGUUGAAUAUAGUGAACACUUCAAAUAUGUUGAACAUGCUCCAUUAUCUCUUGAAGUUCGGAUGGGAUAUCGAACAAAAGAAUCUGGAAAAAAUGAUUGGCAGGAGUUGAGUAGCACAAAUGUAUCAAGAAUUCUUGAAUGUUCGAUCAAAGAUGAAGAUGUGAGUAACAAUUCCAAAUUUAUCUUCAAAAAAUAUUUUUUUAGAAAAAAGAAGGAAGAUCUUAUGAUUGUGAUAUGCUAGAUCUAUUUGAAUUUGGCUCGAGUAAUUAUCCAUUUUAUCUUGUAAAUAUCAGAAUUCCAAUAAAUCAAGCCGCAUGUCGUUAUAAUCCGAAAAGUCCAAAUUGUCAAAUUGGAAAAAUCUCAGAGCUUCGACUUAUUGUAAGUCCACUUUUCCUUAAAAUUUAAAACAUUCAAUUUUUUAAAGGAAAUCCAUCAAAACGGUGGUUUCACAUUAAUAUGGCUCUGGAUGAAAACCUUAUUGACACCCAUUGUUAGUGGAUGUUUAUACUGGUAUUGGCGAAGAAUUCAUCAAUUGGCUCGUAAUCCACUUCUCCUCGAAAAAGCAAUUUUGGCACUUGGCCUAAGUUUGGCAAUUCUUGAUUUCCCAAUCGAAUGGAUUUCGUUGACUCUACGAGUUCCAUUUUUGUUAUUAGUUUCGGAUUUGAGACAAGGAUUGUUUUACACAAUUCUGUUCUCUUUUUGGCUUAUUUUCGCUGGAGAACAUCUUAUUGAUGAUACUACAAGGAAUAACAUUGUGAGUUUUGUAUUUUUUUUUUUGAAAACUGUUUAUAAAGAUUAUAUUUAGAUGUCAUAUCGUUUCAAUCUCUCAUUUAUCAUAACUGCUUCAUUUGCUCUUUUGAUCUAUGAUUUGGUUGAAAGAGGUGUACAAUUAUACAAUCCAUUUUACAGUGUUUGGGCUUCUGAAACUGGAUCAAAUAUUGCUGUAAGUUAUCUUCAUCUCACUAAAUCUCAUGUCAAAAUUACAUUUUCUUUCAGUAUUUCACAAUUUUCGUUGGCGCAAUUUGUACAGUUUGUUAUUUUGCAUUUUUGUUUUACAAAAUCGUCAAAGUUUGGACAACAAUUCGUCGAAAACGAGCAGCUCAAUUAUAUCAAAAUAGCGAAAAUCGUCGACUAAAGGUUUGUGAUUAUUUUCUCCACAUUUUAAAUCAUUUUAAUUUCAAAAUUUCAGGUCGAAGGUGUAAUUUAUCGUUUCAAAUUCUUGAUGCUCUUCACUCUUCUCUGUUCGGCGUUCACGAUUCUCGCAUAUUUUAUGAAACAAUAUGGAGAAGCUCAAUUGCAUUCAGAUGAUGCGCGUGACGGUUUUCUGACUGGAAGCACUUCAGCAUUUUUCACCGGAACUUUUGGAAUGUGUAAUAUUUAUGUUCUUCUGUUAUUGGCUAUGUAUGCACCAUCUCACAAACAUUACAAAGGAGCUUCACGUGGGUUUUUUCUUUAAAAAUCUGAUUUUAUACAUUAGAAUUGAAGGUAGUCCAAAAAAUUGAAAGUUUAGGGUACAAUUUUGACACUAAAAAUUUAGCCAAAAUUUUGAGUUUUCGGAACUACGAACCUGAGCAGAGGGUUUUCAGAAUUGAUCGAUGAAGAAGAUGAUGAAAUUGUGGAUGAUGGAACUCAUACCGAAUCAAAUGCUUUAACAACAUUCCUCAAACCAAACACUGACUGA
Molecule: messenger RNA, 2088 nt
Organism: Caenorhabditis angaria
Lineage: Eukaryota; Metazoa; Nematoda; Chromadorea; Rhabditida; Rhabditidae
Source: the annotation of a GenBank genome assembly